Messenger RNA from Durio zibethinus, 634 nucleotides. Its product is annotated as small RNA-binding protein 11, chloroplastic-like. The record is from RefSeq and is a predicted model, not a curated record. Lineage: Eukaryota; Viridiplantae; Streptophyta; Magnoliopsida; Malvales; Malvaceae. Gene Ontology annotation, molecular function: RNA binding.
UGCGAAAAUAAAAAUAAUAAUAAUAAUAUAAGGUAGGCUGGACGGCGUCGUUUCACUCGGCUCUCAAUAAAUAGCGAGCAUUUGCCCUAUUUGGCUGCAUUUCCCUUCUUCCUUAGAUGGCAAAGAGGUUGGGCUCUCGGCUCUUCAUUAACAAGUUGUCAUAUUUCACAACCCGCCAUGAACUUAAAACUUUAUUUUCACAAUUUGGCGUUGUUAAAGAUGCUAAGGUAAUCAGAGACCCCAAAACUCUAAGGUCUAAAGGGUUUGGUUUUGUUACAUUUGAAACUGAGUCUGAAGCACAGAAGGCGAUGAAAGCCAUGAAUGGCCGGUUUGUCCGCGCGAGGAUGAUGUUUGUUGAAUUCGCAAAUGAUAGAAGCCCUGAGAUUGAUUCUGACAGCUGAAGAAAAUGGCAUUUUUCAUUGUCCAAUAAUGCAAGGAUUUGCUUCAAAAACUUGGGCAUUUACUGACAGUUUUUACGGUCUCUCUGGUAAUAAUCUAUGCUUGGAGAACUCAGCUGUAUUUAUAGACUAUAGCUGCAGCAGUAAUGAGCAAAAUCCGUAUCAACAUUCAGCAUUGUGAUUGUCAUUAUCUUCCUGAAGAAAAAUCUCAUACAUGGUCAUUUUUUUAACAUUCA